Molecule: messenger RNA, 2738 nt
Organism: Olea europaea var. sylvestris
Lineage: Eukaryota; Viridiplantae; Streptophyta; Magnoliopsida; Lamiales; Oleaceae
Product: prolyl endopeptidase-like
Exons: 12
Coding region: 211-2406 (731 amino acids)
Biological process (GO): proteolysis
Cellular component (GO): cytosol
Molecular function (GO): serine-type endopeptidase activity; oligopeptidase activity
Source: RefSeq, a predicted model, not a curated record
GUAAAUAUGUUCUCAUGCAACGCCAUUUUCCUCUCACCUUCCAUAAAUUCUUGCGACCACGUCACUCGCCACUGCCGUGUAAUGAUGCCCACAUCGGCGAUGUUUCGUGUUCUUAUAGACAUUUUCACAGACACAAGCAACUCACAAAUUUGCUUCAAAGUUUAAGGCCCCUUUUGAUCUUUCUCUUGUUCUCUCUGUAGAAUUUCUAGUAUGGGCUCGUUAUCUGCAGUUUAUGAGCAGAUUAAGUACCCUUCUGCUCGACGUGAUGAAGAUGUUGUUGAUGAUUAUCACGGUGUAUUGAUUCCUGACCCUUACCGAUGGCUUGAAGAUCCAGAUUCAGAGGAAACCAGGGAGUUUGUGGAAAAGCAGGUGGAAUUAACAGAUUCCGUGCUUAAAACAUGUGAAACGAGGGAAAAGCUGCGCCAAAAAGUUACUGAAAUGUUUAAUUUUCCGAAGUAUGAUACUCCAUUUAGGGCCGGUGAUAAGUUCUUUUACUUCCAUAACUCCGGUUUACAACCACAAAAAGUCCUAUACGUUCAGGAUAGUUUGGAUGGACAACCAGAGAUUUUGCUUGAUCCAAAUACACUAAGUCAGGAUGGCACUGUGUCAUUGAGUAUGUGUUCAGCUAGUGAGGAUGCCAAGUACUUGGCCUAUGGCAUUAGUUCGAGCGGAAGCGAUUGGGUUACCAUUAAAGUUAUGCGGAUUGAGGACAAGAGUGCUGAGCCUGAUACUGUUUCAUGGGUGAAGUUUUCUAGUAUUAGUUGGACACAUGAUAGCAAAGGUUUUUUCUAUAGCCGUUAUCCAGCUCCGAAGGAUGGAGCAAAGUUGGAUGCUGGGACAGAGACGAGUGUUAAUCUACACCAUGAGCUGUAUUAUCAUUUUUUAGGCACGGAUCAGUCUGAAGAUAUCUUAUGUUGGAAUGAUCCUGACCAUCCUAAACAUACACGCACAGCAUCAGUGACCGAAGAUGGGAAGUAUGUUCUCUUAUACACUUUUCGAAAUUGUGAUCCUGUCAAUAAAAUUUAUUAUUGUGACCUAUCAAGAUUAUCUAAUGGGCUGGAAGGUUUAAAGGGCCAAAAAGAACUGCUUCCCUUUGUCAAGCUUGUUGAUAAUUUUGAUGCUUCUUAUGAUCACGUUGCAAAUGAUGACACCAUUUUCACAUUUCGGACUAAUAAAAGUGCUCCAAAAUACAAGCUGGUCCGAGUUGAUCUGAAUGAUCCCAGCUUGUGGACUGAGGUCCUCAAUGAAAAUGAGAAAGAUGUGCUUGAAUCAGCUGUGGCCGUCAAUGGAAAUCAAAUGGUUGUGAAUUAUUUGAGCGAUGUAAAGAAUGUUUUGCAGUUAAGGGACUUGAAAACAGGUACACUGCUGCAUCAUCUACCAAUUGAAAUCGGAACAGUAUCUAGUAUUUCUGGUCGACGCAAGGACAGUAUCUUCUUUACUGGGUAUACGAGCUUCCUUAUUCCUGGUAUCAUAUAUAUAUGCAACCUAGACGCUGUGGUCCCAGAUUUGAAAAUAUUCCGAGAAAUUUCUGUGCCUGGAUUUGACCGGACAGAGUUCGAAGUCAAUCAGGUUUUUGUGCCCAGUAAAGAUGGCACCCGGAUACCAAUGUUUAUAGUCGCCAGAAAGGAUAUUUGCCUGGAUCAGUCUCAUCCUUGUUUAUUGUAUGGAUAUGGUGGUUUUAGUGCCAGUCUUACACCAUAUUUUUCUGUGAGCCGUAUUGUGAUAGCAAGACAUUUAGAUAUUGUCUUCUGCAUAGCAAACAUUCGUGGCGGUGGAGAAUAUGGAGAAGAGUGGCAUAAAGCAGGCGCGCUUGCUAAAAAGCAAAAUUGCUUUGAUGACUUCAUUUCUGCUUCUGAAUAUCUCGUCUCUGCUGGUUAUACCCAACCCAAAAAGUUGUGUAUUGAAGGUGGAAGCAAUGGCGGGCUUCUUAUUGGAGCGUGCAUCAAUCAGAGACCCAAUCUUUUUGGCUGUGCUCUUGCUCAUGUUGGUGUUAUGGACAUGCUAAGGUUCCACAAAUUCACAAUAGGCCAUGCAUGGACAUCUGACUUUGGCUGUUCAGAGAAUGAGGAAGAGUUCGAUUGGCUAAUCAAGUACUCGCCCCUGCAUAAUGUCAAGAGACCAUGGGAUGAUUCUGCUGAUAAGGUCACUCAGUAUCCAUCCACCAUGUUAUUGACAGCCGAUCAUGAUGACCGGGUUGUGCCACUACACUCUUUGAAGUUACUGGCAACCAUGCAAUAUAUUCUAUGCACAAGCUUAGAGAUAAGUCCUCAAACGAACCCGAUUGUCAGUCGCAUAGAACGGAAGGCGGGGCAUGGAUGUGGACGUCCAACGCAGAAAUUGAUUGACGAAGCUGCGGACAGAUAUGGGUUCAUGGCAAAGAUGCUGGACGCAUCCUGGAUUGAUUAGAAAUGCUAAUGACACUGAAUGAGCUUGCUUUUGGAUUGCAGUUUUGGCAGGGUCAGGUUAUGUUAGAGUAGAUGGUGUCCUUUUUCAGGGUGCACAGGGUCCUGUAACUAGUACAAUAAAUAAGAUUUUAGGUUAUUUUCUUUUCAAAAUGUCGUUGAAUACUGUAUAAUCUAUUAUUACCGAACAUGUCAUAAAUGUUCUAUAUUGACUUGUACCAUUCACCAAAUAUCAACUUACGGAAAGGGUAGAAGAAUGGACCUAUCAAGGGACAUUCGAUGUACCAUGUAAAUUGUUUUAAUGUGUCUUUUGGAAUGGACAAAGUUUUCUUGAUC